UCCCAUUUUCUCCGGCUGCACCUUCAACCUUUUUCAUUUUGUUUGUCCUCAGUGGAUUGUUACCAAACCAACCCAUCUCCUACUCGAUCUAUAUAUAGCCACAGUGGCUUCCAAGAAUUCAUAAACCAUAUCAUUUAUCCCUCAUUCUUCCCACAAUCUGCAAAGCCAUGGGUGUCACCACCUUCAAACAAGAGUUCGCAUGCCCAGUUGCCCCAGCGAGAAUGUUCAAGGCAUUGAUCUUAGAAUCUUCCACCUUGAUCCCAAAGGUGGUACCUCAAUUCGUAAAGAGCGUCGAUCUAAUUCAAGGAGAUGGUGGAGCGGGAAGCAUCGAACAAGUCAACUUCACUGAAGCUAGCCCCUUUAAAUAUGUGAAACACCGGAUGGAUGAGCUUGACAAGGAGAAUUUCGUGUGCAAAUACACUCUGAUUGAGGGGGACCCCUUGGGUGACAAGCUUGAAUGUAUUUCUUAUGAGGUUAAGUUUGAGGCUGCUAGUGAUGGAGGUUGCAUCUCCAAGAUGACAAGCAAUUACAAAACCAUCGGCGACUUUGAAAUCAAAGAAGAAGAAAUCAAGGCAGGCAAGGACAGUGCUAUUGGGGUCUACAAAGUUGUGGAAGCCUACCUUUUGGAGAACCCUCAAGUCUACGCCUAGUUUGGGACUCUCAAAUAUAUCAUUCAGAGUUCUCUAGUAUAAUAAUAUUUCAGCUCCAUACGAGAUACGAAAUAUUUGUUUGUUGUUUAUUUUAUGACCCUUUAAUUCAAUGAGAGAAACGGGUAUUCAUACAAAAGAGAUUUGAUGAGACAGAAAGUGCUUUUCGUAAAGAAAAAUAGUACUACAAAUUAUAAAGUUCUUCUCUAA
Molecule: messenger RNA, 857 nt
Organism: Carya illinoinensis
Lineage: Eukaryota; Viridiplantae; Streptophyta; Magnoliopsida; Fagales; Juglandaceae
Product: major strawberry allergen Fra a 1.07-like
Exons: 2
Coding region: 168-650 (160 amino acids)
Biological process (GO): defense response; abscisic acid-activated signaling pathway
Cellular component (GO): nucleus; cytoplasm
Molecular function (GO): abscisic acid binding; signaling receptor activity; protein phosphatase inhibitor activity
Source: RefSeq, a predicted model, not a curated record